Botrytis deweyae is the source of this 2327-nucleotide messenger RNA. RefSeq lists its product as uncharacterized. Gene Ontology annotation, cellular component: nucleus. Gene Ontology annotation, biological process: regulation of transcription by RNA polymerase II. Lineage: Eukaryota; Fungi; Ascomycota; Leotiomycetes; Helotiales; Sclerotiniaceae. Bases 80 to 1435 code for a protein of 451 amino acids. The transcript is spliced from 3 exons. The record is from RefSeq and is a predicted model, not a curated record. Gene Ontology annotation, molecular function: DNA-binding transcription factor activity, RNA polymerase II-specific; RNA polymerase II cis-regulatory region sequence-specific DNA binding.
UCUUUGAUCCAUCACAUUUUGUUGUCGAUCUUUCGAGUUGUCAAAUCAGGUGGAAAUUAAAGAUCUGUAUCAAGCCACAAUGGCUGACCUUGAUAUUAAAUUUCUGUUACAACAGAAGAAGGCUGAAAAACUCAAAGCUUUGGAAGCAGCUAGACCUAUGGUACCGCCGGCUCGGGACGCAAAAUAUGUCACAGCCAAGGAAGGACAUGAUGGCGAAUUUGAAUCAAACAUCAAUUCUGAUUCAGACAAUGAGACAUCCGCCAAUACAGCCUCGCCUCAAAAGCCAUUUGGAACUGAUCUUGAACCCCAAAGUGGACCUUCGACCAAUCCAAAACCUCUGAGGAAGGACGCGCUUUCACAAUCAUCUACUAUACUCAUAUCAAUCGAACCCGACAAGCGACGAUUCUUUCGCCCUCUAGCAGAUGCCAUCACAUCAUCUAGUGGCGACCAGCUCGGUAAGAUACUUUUCCGUUUAUGUGUCGAGUAUCCCGAUGCUAGGGCAGUGGUUGAAUCUUUGCUUGCCGAUACUAUCGAUGAAGGCAUCAUUGAAAAUCCACAUCCAUUACUUCGAAGAAGCUCAAACUCGAGAAUCGAGCAAUCCUCAAAAAAGAUUUCACCUAUCAAGAAAGCCUUGAAAAAUCCGUUUUUUCCAGUUGCAUUAAACAAUAGCAAUCAAAGAGAGGAACAAGGGCCAGUUAUCGCGAAAUCUGCCAAAGAUGACCCAGAAUCACCACCAGCCGUACUUGCUGUUGUGAAUCCGGCCAAAAAACUGCCGUCAGUCCCUCAAACCUCUAUCUCUCUACUUAGCUCAGCGGUCAGCGAAAAGCGCAAACGGGAUGAACCUGCAGAUGCUUCGAUUGUCUCUCAGUCGCAGAAGAAAUCAAAAUCACAUUUUGUCAUUCCUAAGCAUUCAAAGAGGGAUAUCCCAUUGAGCGAAAAUAAAGAUACAAAUCCACGAUCCAAGUCGCUGGCUUCAAACUUGCCAAGCUCCUCCGAACGCUCCAAAACCAAGCCUAUCGAAGCUUUGCAAUCUAUUUCUGAUUCCGGUAACAAAAUGGGUGUUGGAGAAGAGCCACCUGAUAAAUGCAGUUGUUCGAUUUGUCAUCAAGAAUUUAGUAAGAAAAAUCUGGAGCGACAUAUGAGAGGUAUACAUAAAACAGAAGGGGAGCCAUUCGGAUGUUCGCUUUGCACCAAAAAGUAUGCUUUUCGGGACUAUCUUUAUCGCCAUCUGACCUCUUUUCAUACAAAUGGUUUGAAGUGUAUUGCUUGUGGACUUUCAUAUCCAGAUGAUAACAUUUUGAAUACGCACAUGAGGUCUGUACAUGGUGUACAGGCAGUGGAAGAUAAAAAGAUCAACGAAUCUCCAACAGCACCAAACUCUGUUAAGAAGCAGGUCCGUUUCCAAGAGGAUUCGAUGAAAUUGCGGAAGUCCUAAAUUACCAGACGAUUUCGGACAACCAUUUAAUUCGAAUCGACUAUACAAGAUCAUUUUCAUUUGGACUCUACGUUUAAAUCCACUAUACACCAAUAAUAUGACUGAUUCUGGUAGCCCCGGUGGUUUGAACGUCGCAUAUAUUCGUGUACAUGAAUCUGUUUUAUGGGUUUCAGUAAGGUCGAUCAAAAUACGGAAGCGCAGUACGCGAUCCCAGAAAUAGCCGCUUACAUCCAAGGUGACUCUCACUAAGUCAAACGAUAGUCUGUCUAUCUAGGUAUCCUUUCCUCUUUCGAUCACGCUCCGUCAUCAUGAUCAACCACUACUGGGCACUUAAUUCAUUGUACGCGUUUCCGAUAAUCCAUCAUAUUUGAUGUGUCAGACUGCAGAUAGAGGCUCGAGAUGGGCAGGGUUCGUGAUGUACGGCUGCGGCUACGGUCAUCGAAAACUGCCAAUAACAAGCACGAUCGUGUAAUAAUUGGGAUUUCAUGUGGUGAGCAUAUGUGGUGUGUGUCGCAACCGCGCUUGAUAGUGUAACCGCUGCUUAUCACCGGAAUGGUGGUGACUAAUAAAUGACAAGCCAACGGUACACAAUAUUGAGGGGAGCUUACUGGUGUCGCUGGUUUGAAUUCCAUUCGGUAACGGUUCUUUCGAUUGAAAAUCGGCGGUAAAGAUUUCUCUUUUUGUCAUUGCGGUCGCCAAAUCUCACUUUAGUUGCUUCUCACACCUGAUGAAGGUAUGUGUGUGUGAAUUGCUGUUCUUAGAUCAAUGAAAUAAGGCAACGGAAUAUGAGAAUCUCAUAUAAACAGGUAUUUGCCAUUGCAUUUCUUACCUUUUCUAGCUGUUCUUCUGUACAAGUUUCCUAUUUCCUGUUUAAAUCUAAGCAUUUCUAUCU